Messenger RNA from Oncorhynchus keta (chum salmon), 1484 nucleotides. Its product is annotated as endoplasmic reticulum resident protein 27-like. The record is from RefSeq and is a predicted model, not a curated record. NCBI's taxonomy places the organism in Eukaryota, Metazoa, Chordata, Actinopteri, Salmoniformes, Salmonidae. The transcript is spliced from 6 exons. Gene Ontology annotation, biological process: protein folding; response to endoplasmic reticulum stress. Bases 869 to 1459 code for a protein of 196 amino acids. Gene Ontology annotation, cellular component: endoplasmic reticulum.
CUCAUACAGGCACCAAUCAGCAGCACGAGGAAACGGCCAUGUGGCAGACCCUGAGGUACAGAGGGACAGAAGGAGGGACACGACGGACACAUGGACAGACGGACACAGACCUAAAACUCAACCGCCCGGCAUAGAAUCAAAAACGGACAAACUUCUCUGAGGUCCUUCGUUGUCUACAGCCUGCCGAUAAAGUUAUGGCACCGCUGCUCUCUCCGCUGCUCUCUCUCUCCGCCUCAGUCAUAGCUGAAGAGAUGGAAUGGUGGACAGCGCCCUCCCAACCCUGAGUGAUGUCACUGCAGCCGAGGCCUUCAUCGAAGCCUCUGAGGUGGUCGACAUUGGGUUCUUUGAGGUCAGACAGGAAACAAGCGUGGGAAGGGCAGGAUGGGAGGGGAGGGAGGGAAAUGUAACGCAGAGUUUUAGCAUCGUUGGCUAGACGCUACACCACUAACGUGCGGCCGGAUGGGGCCAGCCAGAUAUAAACCAUAACUCAGAUUUGAGACGAGAAAAAAAAAAACAUGCAUUCCUUCCUGUGCAUUGUUGACUGUUCGUAGCUACAGUCCCAGCUGCUGUCAGGUUUGGUGAGAAACUAUUUCCUGUGGCUGGCCACACACUUGGCACAUGAAGUGACUAGCUGGCGCUGCCUUGAGGAUAGUAGGCGGCCGUCCCAGAGUGUCAAGUGGCGUAAAUGGUGGACUGCCAUGUACCUGCUGGGGACCAAAAUAUUAUUUCAAGACAUUCUUUGAGGAUGAUUGUAUGACAAAUACAAGGGACCUAAAUAUUAUUCACUGAAAUUCACAUGGGCUAAGUGGCAAUUUGAAUCUCAAAAACAUUCUCUCUCCCUCUCUGUCUGCCCCCUCUCUCUGAGUUUAUGGAGGCAGCUAAGUCUGUGAAGCAUAUCCCUGUGGCUCUGUGCAGCGAUAAGGAGGCAUGGGCCAAACUCAGCAUUGCGUCUGACACUGUCGCCAUCUUCAGAAAAGCAGAUAACCACCAAGACAACCUUCAGCUCUCUGAGACCAAGAAAGUGGAAGCGGACGGCCUUGCUCGCUUUAUCACCAUGAACGAGCUUCGCUACAUCACCGAGUACAACCAAGUGACAGCAGUGGGUCUGUUCCAGUCUGAGGUGAAGGCACAACUCCUGCUCUUCAUCAACAGGGGGAGUGGUGACUAUAAAGUACUCAAGGACCGACUAGGAGCUCUGGCCCCAGAAUUUGUUGGGAAGUUCCUGUUUGUGCUGGUACACGGGGUGAAGUCCAAUGAGAAAUCUCUGGGCUACUUGAGCCUGACGUCACGUGACCUUCCCCGCGUGGGCAUUUAUGACGGAGAUUCAGAUAUGAAGUGGCUCAUGCCCGAGGGAGAGAUCUCCACCGAGCGUGUGUGGGAAUUCUGCCAGUCAUUCAUACAAGGCGAUCUCAAGGAGGUGAAGCAGGCAGGAGAACCUCAUCCUAAAACUGAGUUGUAAAAUAAACAAAUAAAUUAAUGUAAAU